AUGAAAUCAUCACGAUCUCCAGACGAUUCGGGUCCCUCAAACCAUCGAAAACCACCGUCUCUAUCGGAGAUUCUCCAACCUCAUCUACUUCUCAACCAUCGUGAAUCACGAUCUCCAUCAGCAUCUGCAUCCCAUGGUCCAUCACCCACCAAGCAAGAGAGAGCUUCUCUUCCCCAACCUAUUCACCCCGAUUUCAACCUACCCCGUUGCCUUCCUGAUUCCUCAACAGGGUUAUCUGAUCUUCACGCACGCGCCCUCAUUUUCAAUCCAGCUGCUCAAGCUCGACAGAAAGAUGUUUUGGACCAAUACCCUGGGAACCAGACCUACAGAGAAAUGCUGGGUCAGAUCAUGUCACGUUCCCAUGCUAUCUCCGAUUUCGCCGAGGCAAACCGGAGAAUUGCCUUGAAACAGUACCUCAAACCGGUGAACCUAGCUAAGCUACCUAAAGAGGAGGAUAUCAACGAAAUGCUGAGAAAUCAGGAGAUAGUGAAGCAAUUACUGCAGCAAGUCAACUCACUGCAAUCCUCUCUAAGGACUCAAUCAGGUCCUGGACCUCCUCAACAAUACAUGGUCGGUUUGUCUGCGACGAGACCGAUGAUUGCCUCGACAGAGGUUGCAAAGCCAGAACUCCGAGAUGUGGCAAUUGCACUAGAUUUACUGCUCGCUUAUCAGAACAGCGGCAGACUUUAUGCCGAGGUUGCUAUUCUCUCCAGACAAGACAGGGAGCUGCACAAAGCUUCAGACGUGAUCGGACUGUCUGAAGCCUGA
Messenger RNA from Fusarium verticillioides 7600, 768 nucleotides. RefSeq lists its product as hypothetical. Lineage: Eukaryota; Fungi; Ascomycota; Sordariomycetes; Hypocreales; Nectriaceae. The coding region runs from base 1 to 768 and encodes 255 amino acids. The transcript has 3 exons. The record is from RefSeq and is a predicted model, not a curated record.